Emys orbicularis (European pond turtle) is the source of this 667-nucleotide messenger RNA. RefSeq names its product probable transmembrane reductase CYB561D1. The record is from RefSeq and is a predicted model, not a curated record. Lineage: Eukaryota; Metazoa; Chordata; Testudines; Emydidae. The coding region runs from base 1 to 666 and encodes 221 amino acids. Gene Ontology annotation, molecular function: heme binding; transmembrane monodehydroascorbate reductase activity. The transcript has 3 exons.
AUGCAGGCCGGGCCCCCUGAGUCCCGCGUCUCCCGCUGGCUGCGGCGUGGCACCGGCCUCCUGGCGCACCUGGUGGCGCUGGGCCUCACCCUCUUCCUGCUGCUGCUCUCUCGGCCCGGCACCAGUCUGUUUUCUUGGCACCCUGUCUUCAUGUCUAUAGCGUUCUGCCUCUGCCUACCCGAAGCCAUCCUGCUCUUCUCGCCCGAGAACUCGCCGUUCUGCCUUUGCUCCCGCCAGGUGAAAGUGUGGCUGCACUGGACUGCGCAGACGCUAGUGGUUGUGGCUGCCACGCUGGGCCUGGCCUUCAUCAUCUCCAGCAAGAAUCGGAGCGAGCUCCCGCACUUGGUUUCCUGGCACAGCCUCCUGGGCGUCCUGACUCUGGCUGCCACCUGCGGGCAGGCUCUGUGCGGGCUUAGCCUGCGCUUCCCCCAGCUGCUGAGGAUCUCCUCUGUGGCACGGCUGAGGCUGUACCAUGUCACAUGUGGCCUGGUUGUGUGUCUGCUGGCCACCUUCACUGUAGUCCUCGGGAUUUGCUCUGACUGGUUCCAGGCACAGAUCAAAGGGGUAGCUUGGUAUUUCUGCCUGGCACUGCCCUUCUACCCUGCCCUGGUGAUCAUGAACCAGACCACGGGUGUUCACCUACCGAAGAAAAGGGUGUGUGUCUGAA